AUCAAAGUAUAUAAAAAUCGAAAACAUUAUCAUGACCUUCACUUUCUCUUUUCUCGCAGUUCGUUGUUUGAAGCAAGCCUUUUGCAAGUGUUACACAAGAUGAAGAUAAUUAUCGCUCUUGCUUGUCUCUUCGUUGGAACUCUUGCAGAUCGUUGCACAUUCCCAUGCAUCUUAAUGCUGAAGCCGGUGUGCGGUAGUGAUGGAAACACAUACCCAAAUGAAUGCGCCAUGAGAGGGGCGGCGUGCAGAACAGGAGCAGCUAUUACUGCUGUGUAUGAAGGAAACUGCAAAGAAAGUAACGGUUGUAUGUUCCCAUGUACAAUGAUUUACAAACCCGUAUGUGGUCAUGAUGGUAUCGUCUAUCCCAGUGAAUGCGCGAUGAGAAGUGCGGCUUGCAGAAAAGGAGAAGCCAUUAUUGCAGUUCAAAAUGGCGACAAAAACUGCGGAGAAUGCAAGAUCGCUUGCACUCGUGAGUACGCUCCAGUUUGUGGUUCGGAUGGCAAGACAUACCCCACUGAAUGUGUGAUGCUAUCAUUGGCUUGUAAGCAACAAAAACCAAUCGUUGCUGUCUAUCCUGGAAAAUGUAAAAACUAAAUUAUGUUUAACUGAAUAAAUGUAUCGAAUGUA
Molecule: messenger RNA, 627 nt
Organism: Hydractinia symbiolongicarpus
Lineage: Eukaryota; Metazoa; Cnidaria; Hydrozoa; Anthoathecata; Hydractiniidae
Product: four-domain proteases inhibitor-like
Exons: 5
Coding region: 100-594 (164 amino acids)
Biological process (GO): multicellular organism development; cell differentiation
Molecular function (GO): protein binding
Source: RefSeq, a predicted model, not a curated record